AGACGGUCCCUAAGAAGGGCGCUCCCCGUGUGUGCUCACUGUGCUGGUGCUGAUGCAGACACACUGAAGCAUCUAACCGGACAUAAACCACAGGAGGUGUUUCAAAGUGAUGCUUUGACAGUUUGAAGGGCUUCGUGAGCCAUGGCGGUGCGCUCUGACCUGUUGGGUUCGUCUCAGCCGGUGUUUGAGUCCUGGCCUGCAGCUGGUGGCAGUCCUUUAGAGGAGCUGGACGUCCUGGGCUCACUGAUGGAGGAGAACAGCACAGCAGAGAGAUGUUAUCGCUCUCACUCUCGCAGCAGUGUCCUGCAGGGCCUGCCCUUUGGAGGAGUCCCCACUGUCCUCGCCAUCAACGUCGUUGUGUGGCUGUUCCUGCUUCUAAUCUUCUCCUGUUUGAGGAAGGCAGCGUGGGACUACGGCCGCCUGGCUCUUCUUAUGGAAAAUGACAGCUUGACAUCAUUAUUCUAUGGAGAACAAAGUGAGAAGGAGAAAACCCCAUCAGAAUCCAGCCCAUCAGACUCAGAGACCAAGGACACGGGCUUCUGUUCCUGGCUCACAUCUCUGUCCCACAUGAAGGACGAGGAGAUCCGCAGUAAAUGUGGCAUUGACGCAAUCACGUACCUGUCUUUCCAGCGCCACAUCAUCAUUCUCUUGAUGGUGGUGUGUUUGCUGUCGCUCACCAUCAUCUUGCCCGUCAACCUCUCCGGGAACCUCCUCGGAGAUAGUCCACAGAAUUUCGGCCGAACAACAGUGGUUAAUGUCCCUGCACAGAACACAUUUCUGUGGUUGCACAGUAUCUUUGCCCUGCUGUAUUUUGUGAUCACCGUCCUGUGCAUGGCCCAUCACUCCUCACAACAGAAAUACAAAGAGGACGAGAAGGUGGCCAGAACUCUAAUGAUAACGUCAAUUCCAAGAGAAAUCUCUGAUCCCGGCCUGAUCACCAAACACCUGCAUGAAGCCUACCCCAGCUGCACCGUUACAGACAUCCGGUUCUGCUUUGACGUACAAAAACUAAUGAAGCUGGACUCUGAAAGGCGAAAAGCAAUGAAAGGAAGGCUGUACUUCGCAACCAAAGCUCAGAAGGAAGGCAGGAUCUUGAUAAAGACGCACCCCUGUGCACAGAUCUUCUGCUGUGAUAUAUGUGGCUUUGAACAGGUGGAUGCAGAGCAGUACUACAGUGAGCUGGAGGAGAAACUGACGGAUGAGUUUAAUGCAGAGAAGAACCGGAUCUCUAUGAAGAGGCUGGGCAUUGCCUUUGUUACCUUCAGAGAUGAGAGGAUGACUGCAGUUAUUGUGAAAGACUACAGCCGAGCUCGCUGCCGCCACAGACCCCAGCAGUCCAGCAUUACCACAGUGGUGCGGGCCCAUCAGUGGGGUGUUUCUUAUGCCCCUGCCCCUAAUGACAUCAUCUGGGAAAAUCUGUCCGUGUGCGGUUCUCGCUGGUGGCUCCGCUGCGUCCUGCUCAACAUUAUGCUCUUCCUCUUGCUCUUCUUUCUCACAACCCCUGCUAUCAUCGUAAACACUAUGGACAAGUUCAACGUCACUCGGCCAGUUGAAAGCUUAAGGAACCCAGUAAUUACCCAGUUCUUCCCCACCCUGCUCCUGUGGGCCUUUUCCAUUCUCCUGCCCUUCAUUGUGUACUAUUCAUCUUUCUUUGAGUACCACUGGACCAGGUCCGGUGAGAAUCAGGUCACUAUGCACAAAUGCUUUUUACUGCUGGUCUUCAUGGUAAUCAUUCUACCAUCACUGGGUCUAUCCAGCUUGGAUUUGUUCUUCAGGUGGCUUUUUGACAUCCACUUCCUGGAUGAAACAGAUGUAAAGUUUCAGUGUGUGUUUUUGCCUGAUAACGGAGCUUUUUUUUUAAACUAUGUGAUCACGUCCAGUCUGAUCGGAACGGCCAUGGAGCUUUUGCGUAUUCCUGCCCUACUGGUGUACUCUCUUCGCCUUUGCUUUGCCAAAUCUAAAGCUGAGCGUAUCCACGUUAAAAGAAGUCAGGCCUAUGAGUUUCAGUUCGGUCUUGAGUAUGCCUGGACCAUGUGCAUAUUUUCAGUCAGUAUGACCUACAGCAUCACUUGCCCCAUCAUUGUACCUUUUGGUUUGCUUUACCUCGUGCUGAAGCAUAUGGUAGAUCGGUAUAAUAUCUACUACGCCUAUAUACCCACUAAACUCAGCCAGCGGAUCCAUUCGGCCGCCAUCAGUCAAGUGGUGGUGGCGCCCAUUCUCUGCAUGUUCUGGUUGCUGUUCUUCUCUGUGCUCAGACUGGGUCCAAUGCAGCCCAUCACUCUGUUCACCUUCAUAACUCUCCUGUGCUGUAUUGUCUUCUCCUGCUUUGGAUUUUGUCUGAAAAAACUACGACAUGACAGAUCAACAAGCUAUCAGAUGUCCGAUCAGACGACAGAAGAAGGCUUCAGUGAUGCGGAGAGAAGCACUGUUUCCACCACAACCACAGCUAAUCUUUUUAUAGCCUCUGUCCUGCUGGAGCCAGAGCUGGGCCUGACUCCCAUGCCCUCUCCGGCCCACCAGAGCUACGGCACCAUGAGGAACAGCCAGAGUUCAGUGUGUGACGCUGAAGGAGUGGAGGAAAAGGAUCUGGAGGAAACUUUGGAGACUGAACUCAAGGAUGACACAGAUCCCAGUUGCCCGAGCCCUCUCAUGGACAGUCCUGUGGGUUUCCAGUGACCGACCUGCCCAACGUUCCCUCUCCCUAACUAACGCUCGAGCCCAAUGCCGCAUCUUAGCUAGUGGCUGAUAAAGAGGCACUAUGCUGCAAAAUUUUUCCUCUAGAACCUCCAUUUAAGUGUAAAAGACAACAAAUUGCGUCUAUCCAAGCAAACUUCUUUAAAAGCUUGUUGGGAAUUCACUGACAUGGCGGUUUUAGUUCUGAGGACUUGAGCUUUCAAAGAAAUAUCUGAAGUGGAUAAAAGCAAAGAUCUGUCAAAAAAUGAGACCAGUCCCCUUCUCUUGCUCGGACUAUGCUUUCUACUUUCUUCUAUUUUUCUUUUCACUCUAAUGAUGUUAAUGGGUGUCUGGUGGUUUGGUUGACUGAAGCUUGGAACAUUGCAUUUUGACAGAUUUUUUUGAUGUACUUUUUUAUUCAUAGUCACAUCGUAUAGCUUUAAAGAGUUUAGGCAAUGCUCCAGACCUGCAAAUCCGAUUUGCUUAAUACUUCUUUUGCUGUUGUUACAGUGUGGGCUUACUAUUGUUAUUUUUAUUCAGUACUUGUAUUUUAGCAAUGGUACAUAAUUGUGCAACAUUAUGCUGAGAGGCUGUUUUCAUGUGUUUUCUAUUAGUAGAUUAUUAUUACUGUUAUUAACACCCUCAACCUUUUUUGCAGUGUGCCCCAGAGUCAAUCGCUCCCAGUUAUUGUUUGUUUUUCAGUGACAAUAGCAGUUGUGUUGUACAUACUGCCGUCAAUUGGCACUACAUAAUAUUUCAAAGUCA
This is a messenger RNA of Rhinichthys klamathensis goyatoka, 3438 nucleotides long. RefSeq names its product transmembrane protein 63C (gene tmem63c). Gene Ontology annotation, molecular function: calcium-activated cation channel activity. Bases 142 to 2676 code for a protein of 844 amino acids. The record is from RefSeq and is a predicted model, not a curated record. NCBI's taxonomy places the organism in Eukaryota, Metazoa, Chordata, Actinopteri, Cypriniformes, Leuciscidae. Gene Ontology annotation, cellular component: plasma membrane. The transcript is spliced from 23 exons.